This is a messenger RNA of Vanessa tameamea, 1398 nucleotides long. RefSeq names its product dolichol-phosphate mannosyltransferase subunit 1 (gene Dpm1). The coding region runs from base 64 to 813 and encodes 249 amino acids. The transcript has 5 exons. The record is from RefSeq and is a predicted model, not a curated record. Gene Ontology annotation, cellular component: endoplasmic reticulum membrane. NCBI's taxonomy places the organism in Eukaryota, Metazoa, Arthropoda, Insecta, Lepidoptera, Nymphalidae. Gene Ontology annotation, biological process: protein O-linked glycosylation via mannose; dolichol-linked oligosaccharide biosynthetic process; GPI anchor biosynthetic process. Gene Ontology annotation, molecular function: dolichyl-phosphate beta-D-mannosyltransferase activity.
CAAACACGAAUACAUUUCAAUGUUUACUGAUAUAUGACAAUUUGAGUUUUGACAUACGUCAAUAUGGCGACCACGGCCUUAGAUUCAGAAAUUACUCAAAGUGAUAAAUAUUCCAUAUUAUUACCGACUUACAACGAAAGAGAGAACCUACCGAUCAUAAUAUGGCUAAUAAUUAAAUACCUCGACAAUAGCUGCUACGAUUACGAAGUUAUUAUCAUCGACGAUGGCAGCCCAGAUGGUACACUGGAAGUGGCGAAACAACUGCAGAAGCUAUAUGGAUCAAAUAAAAUAUUAUUACGUCCGAGAGAAAAAAAGUUGGGACUUGGAACUGCCUAUAUUCAUGGCAUGCAACAUGCAACAGGCAAUUUUAUUAUCAUCAUGGAUUCAGAUUUAAGUCACCACCCUCAAUUCAUUCCAAAGUUCAUAGAACUACAGAAGAAGCAUGAUUAUGACCUUGUAUCGGGUACUCGCUACAAGGAUGGUGGUGGUGUUUAUGGAUGGGAUUUUAAGAGGAAACUAAUUUCAAGGGGAGCCAACUUUAUAACACAACUUUUGUUGAGGCCUAAUGCUUCUGACUUGACUGGUUCUUUUAGGCUUUACAAAAAGGAUAUACUACAGAAAUUGAUAGACAGCUGUGUGUCCAAGGGUUAUGUUUUCCAAAUGGAGAUGAUCAUUCGAGCGAGGCAGUUAGACUACACCAUAGGAGAAGUGCCAAUUACAUUCGUCGAUCGUGUGUAUGGGGAGUCCAAACUUGGUGGAUCAGAAAUUUUGCAAUUUGCUAAAGCAUUAUUGUAUUUAUUUGCUACCACAUAAAGUACAGUUUUAUUUGAAGUUUGAGACAAAUUCUAUUGUACACAAUCUCUUAACCGAAUUUGACAGAACUAAAGAUACUUCUAUCCCUUUCUAAUAUAGUGUAAAAAUAAGUUGAGAGAUUGUGUUUAAUGGAAUAACCACCGGUAUUUGUUUUAUUGCAAUCAUAAUACAAAAUAGUUAAAUACUUUAAAGUGUUUCUAGAUGUUGCCCUGUAACAGACUUCGAGUAAUAGACAAACUGUGGCCUUAGCAACCAGAACACAACACUUUGUAUCAACCAAAUUACUUAGAGCUUGCCAUGAAGUCCUACUGUCCUUAGGCUGUGCAUACAUUGGCAUAUCGACAGCUGACUGCCCGUAAACAUUCUCGUCUAUUGCAUGAAGUCUCCAUAUAAAGAGCUGACUAAAAUGUAAGAAAAAAUAUAAUUGUUAUAAUGAAACCCACUUUUGGUUCAAAAUGUAAAUUUGAAUAGCUAAGUACAAAUUCCUUCCUUUUCCUUAUAAUUAUUAGAUAUUUAAAAAUGUAUCGAUAUUUAAGCAAACUCAUGUUUUUUUUUUAUGUUGAGACUAAUAAAUGUUGUAACCCA